GCCAGAGGCCUGGGCGGGGCGGGGCGGGGCUGGGCGGGGAGGGGGCCAUCUGUCACUCGGGACCGAGGAGCACCGGACCGGGGCGGGACCUCGGAACCUGUUGUCCCCUGCUGUAUGCUCGCGUGGUUGUGCCCCUGCUAUAUACCUGGCAUGGAUGUGCCCCUGCUGUCUACCCGGUGGAGGUGGACAGACGAAACAGGGGCACGGAGGUGGCCUCUGAAGCUCAGUCGCUGGAGGCGGUUCCCAGCUCACCCCUGAACACCCGACCCAUCGUGUCUCCCCCGGCAUGAGGAACACGAGCAAAGAGCUGCACAGCACCUCCAGCCGCUACGCUCCCUGCGACUGGUAUUACCACCUUCCUGUGAAGCGGUCCGAGAAGGCCUUGGAUGUCCCACUGGCAUCCCAGAUCCCAGGUCUCAGUGACCUGAGGGACACAGACAAUGGGCACACGCUUGGGAUGCGAAGGUACUGGAUCAAAGAAACAGACUCGGAAUACGUGAAGCUCGCAAAGCAAGGUGGCCGGCCUGAUCUGUUGAAGCACUUUGCUCCUGGGACCAGGAAAGGCUCCCCAGUCACCUACUCCUUGCCAGAUUGGUACAUCCACCACAGCAAGCCGCCCACAGCUGACCAGAGACAAACCCCUGCUGUGUCCAUGCCAGAUUACAUGGUUUACGAGGAGUUUAACCCUGAGCAGGCCAACGGUAACUAUGAGUCCCGAAGAGGGCCAUUUGACUUCGACAUGAAGACGGUUUGGCAAAGGGAGGCCGAGGAACUUGAAAAGGAGAAAAAAAAGGUGAGGCUACCGGCCAUUAACUCAAAGUAUCCAAGCAAAACGGGGACCCCGCUUGGCCCCAAAGACCCUGCAGGAAGUAGACUCUCCUUCCCGCCCAUGCCUGGUCAUAAAACCUGUUCACCCACAAACUUUUCCAAACUUAUUAGCAAUGGUUAUAAGGAUGAGUGGUUACAGCAACGAGCUGGUUCAGACAAGAGGACCCCACAGACAUCCAGAGCCUCCGAAUCAUCUCAGUCCACGCAAGACCCCGAAGGGCACCAGGAUGCAGAACAGCUCCCAGAGCCAGAGGUUCCCGAAGCCUCUGACCAAGCUCAAGAGCCUUCUCCUCCAAGUCCAACAGCAUCUCCAUCUGCACCAACACCAGCAGAGCUCAAAUAAAACCCGAUAAAAUAUACAUUUUGGGUCAUUUUCUAAUGACUAAAUAUGAUCAGAUUAUGUUACAGCUAUAUUUAUAAGUUUCCUGUUAUAUUUUAUCAAUAUAGAUUCUUAUGAAAUAAUUUAUCUUAAAGCAGAUUUGACAUCUUGUAUAGACGGUGCAAGUGUUGGGUUUUACUUCUUGCAUUCCUCUGGGAUGUUAAGCACGUGGCCUUGGGGAGACUGUGCCUUGCUGGACUGGUAUGUCCCAGGGCCUUAGAACCACUUACUUCCUCCCCAUCAUCAGCUGACAUCACCUCCUACUGUGUGUGCCUCUGUUGGUGGCAUUCCUAUUAAAAUCGAUUGUUUAGACUCUUAACUAGAAGAGGCUCACAGCCUUUUCUAUUAUUUGGUCCUAUAAUCUUUGUAGAAAGAAUUUUUCUGGUACAAAAACAUAUUUAAUUCUAGAAUACCGUGGUAUACUUUAUAUUAAGAAAAAGAUUAUUAUACCUUGAAGUUUUAAACAUUUAAUAUAAAAACAUUUUAGCAUUUGUUAGUUUUAAAUUUUUGCUAAUAUUUUCUGCAUAAACUGAAAUCCAUAAAUUAAACAUUUAUUAUUUUAUCUUUUAAGUAAAAAUGUGUUUAAUUUUAAUAUUUAACUUAGUAGUCUUAACAAAAAUGUUUGAACAAUCAGACUGAAUUCUCGUUUUAUAUAUUUUGUUACUGUUUAUACACAAAUAAUUAGCAUUACAAUGUAGUUUUACAUUUUGUACAUUUAAUUCAUUAAUAAAAUAAAAAUUUUCUGCUGGAAGAUUUUUGGAGAGCCAAAAGAAGUUCACAGAUAUAUUAGCGUAUUUCUCAGGAUAAACUUAUCAUGCACUUGCUCACCUAAAAUUUUACAAGUUUUAAAUUAGCUCUUUAAAUGAGACACUUAAUUGAGCACAUGUAUCUAUAUUGUUCAAUCAAACUGAUAUUACUACGGGAGAAUGUAUGCAGUGUGAAAAAAAUGUG
Messenger RNA from Equus quagga, 2158 nucleotides. It is a transcript of the gene C8H7orf57, whose product is annotated as chromosome 8 C7orf57 homolog. The coding region runs from base 287 to 1171 and encodes 294 amino acids. The record is from RefSeq and is a predicted model, not a curated record. Lineage: Eukaryota; Metazoa; Chordata; Mammalia; Perissodactyla; Equidae. The transcript is spliced from 9 exons.